Myiozetetes cayanensis is the source of this 1614-nucleotide messenger RNA. It is a transcript of the gene MDFI, whose product is annotated as MyoD family inhibitor. Bases 1 to 864 code for a protein of 287 amino acids. The transcript is spliced from 5 exons. The record is from RefSeq and is a predicted model, not a curated record. NCBI's taxonomy places the organism in Eukaryota, Metazoa, Chordata, Aves, Passeriformes, Tyrannidae.
AUGCCGGCACACCCCACGGCCCUGCUCGCCAUCACCAGCACGGCCAGCACUGUGGUGAAUGCCGUGGAAAGCUGGCAGGAUCCUGCUGGGAGCGGUGCCAGCCCCGAUGUCCCGGCCCGGCAGCCCUCGGCCGAGCCCCCGGAGCCGCCCCGCGCAGAACCGGUCCCACCGCCAGAGGCCGGAGAGCCCUCGCGCCCUUCGCCGAGGCCGAUUCCGGCGGCGCCAUCGGCAGAGCCACGCCCGCCCGCCCGCCCCGCCGUGCCCAGGAAGGAGAAACCCCUGGAAGAUGAGGAGUCCCCAAAAGUCCUGACCAAGGGCCCCCGGGCUGAGCUCGCAGGCACUCCCAAAGCUGUGACAUGCCAGCCCCAGGUGAGACCAGCCCUGCAGCCCCCCGGGCCCUGCACCCACCUGCUGCAGAACGGGCGGGGGCUGGACCCGGGCGGUGCCAACGGGGACGCGGGGAACGGGCUCUUCCGACCCCUGCCCAGCACGCAGAAACCUCACCGAAAGCUGCAGUCCCACCAGUCCAUCAACAGCCAGAACAGCAAGAAGAGCAAGGGCAGCUCCAAGUCGGCCUCUUCCCACAUCCCUAUUGAGGCUCAAGAAGAUUGCUGCGUCCACUGCAUCCUCUCCUGCCUCUUCUGUGAGUUCCUGACCCUCUGCAACAUCGUUCUGGACUGUGCCACCUGCGGCUCCUGCACCUCCGAGGACUCCUGCAUCUGCUGCUGCUGCUGCAACUCGGGCGAGUGCGCGGACUGCGACCUGCCCUGCGACAUGGACUGCGGCAUCAUCGACGCCUGCUGCGAGUCUGCCGACUGCCUGGAGAUCUGCAUGGAGUGCUGCGGGCUCUGCUUCUCCUCCUGAGGGGCUGCUCGGCGGGGGGACCUGCGGUGGGACCCCCCCAGGCCCUCCCGCAGCGGGUGAGGGUCCCUGAGCCGCUGGGAAACGCUGAAAGACAGAGCCUGGUGAAGGAGGAGAGCAACAUCCCCCACUGCAAACCUCAUCCCCUGGAGCUGGUGAGCCAGACCUGGAUCCCGCCUGGGGAAUGGUGAAUCCGUAGGGCCGGGGGGACUCCAGGGGUGGUGGCAUCCUGUCAUGCUCUACCUCCUCCCCACAGCGGGCGGGUUUGUGAAGCGCGGCGGGAGCCUCCUGCCACCUGAGCCGAGAGCAGGAGCACCCGUCCUGCAGAGCCCGCAGGUGCCACCCCAGCUCCUGGCCCUGGGGACAGCCUGUCCCGCUGCCACCACCCAGGGCUGCCCCAGGACAGUGCUCCACUGACAUGGGGGUGGCACAGAGCAUCCCCUUCCCCCAGGACACCCCCUGCCAGCCCCCCGUGGUGCUGAGAGCAGCAGCCAGGUGCAAUACAGGCAGCCUGUCCCCUGCCUGGGAAGAAGCUUUUCCUGCCCCGGCCCCUGCAGUGGGAUUGGAGGGGGGCUGGGGACACCCUGGGGCUGUGCCAAGCUGUUCCUACCCCCAAGUGUCCCGGGGCUGGUGGGGCAGGGUGGCUUGGUAGGUGCCCAAUGACCCCCACCAGUUGUUGGCCCUAUCCCACCGUCCUGGGGAGAGGGAUCUUGGCUGGGUGGGGAUGGCAGACACCCCAUUGAAGGGCUGGGG